Molecule: messenger RNA, 2277 nt
Organism: Mycena indigotica
Lineage: Eukaryota; Fungi; Basidiomycota; Agaricomycetes; Agaricales; Mycenaceae
Exons: 4
Coding region: 1-2277 (758 amino acids)
Source: RefSeq, a predicted model, not a curated record
AUGACUGACGAACAGCAACAUAUUCGUCAGUUACUGGAUGCGCGCUACGCCCACACUGCCGUUUAUGCCGAUGACACACCGUCUGUAUAUAGUGUCCCUUUCUUUUCACCCCGACCCAGUGAUUCUGACGUUCACUCCCUCCACUCUUUUCGUUCACCCCCCUCUUCGCCACCCCCCUUGGAGCCACGUUCCCGUCUCAACGAUUAUGCCAACUUGGAGCCAAGGUCUCGUCUCAAUGAUCUCGCCAACAGUAUGCUCGACUUUGACGACGACUCUCAAACCGAGUCCCAUUCUGAUUCGGAGGAGGAUGCAGCGGAAACUGUUGAUGCGGACCAUGACACGCGAAUGAGCUUCUUGGGACCUCGAAUGCGUAUGAUUGAGAAGGCACCAUGGGAGCUAUCCGAUACCCUGGAGGAAGAAGAGGAAAUAGACCCCGACCGCCCCCGUGGUAGAGAUGGAUUCAAGAAGGGAAUGGGGUUUCGCUCCUCGAGCCGUGGAACAACUGCUAGCAGUAGACCCAGUGGAGAAUCAAGUCGCUCCCACCAGGCCAAACCGAAACGAUCAUUUGAAACGACGUCCUCAACUAGUUCACCACAAAGUCGCGGCAGCCCAUUCAAUACCCUUUCUACAGGCAAUGGAAGAUCAGGACUGCGUUUAAAUUUCCCUGUGACCCGUUCAGAGUCUCCCGGCUACGCGAAUCCACCAUCUCCGCGCGCCCCACCUAGUCCUCGGUCUAUAAUCUCCUAUCAUUCUAACACGCCGUCUCCGUUUCCGUCUAAUAACAAAUCACCGUUGACGCGAAGAGACAGUUAUUCGGAAGAAAUGCAUCCAUAUGCGAACCCUGACUUGGUUGUUUCUUAUGCUGACGAUCAAGACUCUUCUCUGACGCCUGCCCCGAAUCGAACCAUUUUCCGUGUUCCCAGUAUCGCAAGAAGUGAAGCGAGCACGGUCACAGAAUCCACAUCAUUAUCGCGCUCCGUCACAGGAUCGACUUUGACUGCGGAUACUUCCUCUACCUCCAUGUCACCCUCUCAUAGCCCACGAAUGAGAGCCUCCAUGUUCCAUGGGAAAGAAAUAUCGGCCCCCAUUCCCAUACCUUCUACGGUCAAUAUCUCGUCACCUCUAAUGGCCCCGGCUUUACCUCCAGGGCAAAACUUUGCUCUCAUAUCCUUAGAAGAAGCCAGAGCUCAACGGACGCGUAACACUCAAAACUUUUCCAUUGCAACGACAUCAACAACUCCAUUCCCUGAAGCUCCACCUGAUGGCCCCAAUCACAGCCCCACUAACAGUGUAGCCUCUCGUUCUCGAGCUCGUUCAAUCAGUGCUGGCGCCCGAGCCAAGGUGGCCUUACAGAACAUAGUUGCAAUGCCAGCGAAACCUGAGCGUCGCGACUCGGAGCCUUUACCAGCCAAGUCAUUAAAGCACAAAAAGAGUGGUUUCAUGAGGCUAUUCAACGGCGGUCGCGGGAAUGGAGAUGAAAGAGACUCCCCACCACCAGUCCCUCAGCUCUCAGACGAGUAUGUUGCCCUCAAUGCUCAACAAUCGAAUGGAAUUCGGUCGGCAAAAAGUUCAAUACAUCGGGUACCACCACCAGAAAUCUCGACAUCCAUGCUGUUUGAUAGCGGGCGCUCAGAUGACCGUCUUUCCCCUCGACCAAGUCCACCCGCUCUCUCUAUCAACACGGGCUCGCAAGGCCGAUUAAGAGCAGCUUCGACUGUUGACGACUUCCAGACACGAACAGUCCCUUCCGAUUUGUCCGAUCGAGAUUGGCAUCAAGCUGAUCUGCCUCAGAGUGCGCCGCCCAACGUCACCGAGUUUCCUGCUCUCAAAUUGAGGCCUGUUUCAACGAUGUUCAGCGCCCAUUUUGCCGAUCAUUUGGUACUUCCGCCAGACUCCGAUUCUCAACCUUCCCUUGAUGAUGCGGAUACAUCGAGUUCGACUAGUCCUACUUCUAUAGCACCAAUCACUCCUGCUAUACUUGGCCGUGGCAACAGUGCUGAAAAGGACACCAGGAUCCAGAUGACGACAAUCUCGGAGGACCAAACUUCGCUGGUCCAAUCUUUACAACAGCAGCUCGCUAGUUCCAAAAAAGCGUGGCAACGCCAUAUACAGGAGCUGGAAAGCCAAGUCCGUGAUCUCAAGGGUGAGGUGGAGAGACUUCGCGCCGUUGAUGGCGACUAUUGCGACACUUGCGGAAGGGGACGACAAACGAGUGGGGUUGUGAACCGUCCCAGAUCUCGUAAUGGGGCCGCUUCACGGUUUGGCAGCGCAGUUUAG